Sinocyclocheilus rhinocerous is the source of this 3073-nucleotide messenger RNA. Its product is annotated as mitogen-activated protein kinase kinase kinase 14-like. Gene Ontology annotation, biological process: protein phosphorylation; canonical NF-kappaB signal transduction. The transcript is spliced from 16 exons. Gene Ontology annotation, molecular function: protein kinase activity; ATP binding. NCBI's taxonomy places the organism in Eukaryota, Metazoa, Chordata, Actinopteri, Cypriniformes, Cyprinidae. Bases 168 to 2711 code for a protein of 847 amino acids. The record is from RefSeq and is a predicted model, not a curated record.
AGCCGCGUGAACGCGUAUGUGAUGCCCAAACAUGCUGUCUAUGUAUGCAGCUUACUAGGUUUUGACAUGCAUCCUUCGUCUUUCCGUCUCAAGCGAUCAGAAGAGCUCGACUCCGUCCGACGCAAGACCGUUCUCCUGUCUUAUUUAAUACAAUUAAGAAUUUCAAGAUGCAGCGAUUUUUGAACUCCACUGUCCCGUUCUCCCACAUGGCCCAAAGAGAUAUUAAAGCUCUCAACUGCCCCGGCUCGAGCCCAGCCUCUCGCACAGAGAGCAAAGCAGGAGAGCUAGACAAAAUACAACACUUGAGUAACUACCUCAAGAAUGUCUUGUAUCAUGGAACUGCCGACCAUGAGUGGACACACAGGACAGAGAAACAAACGAUUAUUGCACAGGCAGAGUGUGAGUCCCAGGAUUCACAGGAGUUCUGCCCCAAUGGCAGCAUCUCCUCCCAGUCGCUUCUUGGCACUUUUUCUCGCAGUCGGCCCAGGAAGAAGCGGCAUAAGAAACAUCGGCGAAAACGGGGUGAGAAGGACAGCCGAGCGAGCGAGUCUGUGGAAGUCACCGGAGUGCCAGAACAGGACAGCGGCGAGUUCCAUUCAUCAUCUCUUAUUCAGGUUAUAGAUCCUGUGUGCAUCAGCAGCAGUAUCAGUAGUACUACAUACAGCAGCAGUGGCCUCAGCACGGAGAGGGUGUCUGUGCAGGAAACAGAGGGCCCGUCAAACCCUUAUCAGUGGGAGUCCCAGCAGACCUCCUUACUGAGCCUCUCCUCCUGCCAGAGCUACGGCCAAGAGAGUGAGGAGCUGAAUUCUCCCCUGAGAAGUGAGACUGAAUGCCCUCUGGCUGCUACGGCCCUGAGGAACUUUGUUACAACUGAAGAUCCCUGCUUUGCGUACUGCUUUGUCAAAGAUGUGCUGAGAGAGGAGAGGGAGAGGGAUGAUAAGGACGAAAGAGAGGAGAGCGACAAGAAUGAAGGGAUCCUGUUCAAAGAGGGGCUACAACCAGUGAAUUAUGAGUACAGAGAGGGACGGGAGUAUGAACGCUGUAGAUUUCUCAAGCAGGGCUCCUUCGGCGAAGUCUACAGCAUCAAAGACAAAGGCACCGGCUUCAUGUGUGCUGCCAAAAAGGUGCCGUUGGUGAGUUUCAGCAGUGAGGAGGUGGGCUCGUGGAGUGCCCUGCAGUCUCCUCAGGUGGUGGAACUCUUUGGUGUGGUGCGUGAAGGUCCUUCCAUCAUCCUUUUCAUGGACCUUAAAUCCAGUUCUCUAGGACAGCUGGUGGAGGAACGAGGCCGCCUGCCAGAGGAUCUGUCCCUGCACUACCUUCAGCAAGUACUGGGGGCACUUAACCACCUGCAUAGGAAGCGGAUCCUUCACCUGGACAUCAAAGCGGAUAACAUUUUGCUGUCAGAAGAUGGGAAAGAUGCAUUCCUGUGCGACUUUGGAUACUCCGAGAGAUUGGACAAACAAGGGCUUAGUUAUUGUAAGAGUCUGAAAGGCACAGAAACUCAUAUGGCACCUGAGGUGUUGCUCAAUGAGCCGCGCUCUUCAAAAGCAGACAUCUGGAGCAGCUGCUGUAUGCUUCUGCACAUGCUCAAUGGCUGUCAUCCGUGGACCCGCUACUAUUCCCGCCCACUCUUCCUCAAGAUAGCAGAAGAGCCUCCGCCACUGAGGGAAAUUCCAUGUGACUGCAGCUCCUAUACAGCAGAUGUCAUAAAAGCAGGACUGCAGAAAGAUCCAAUCAAACGAGCUUCUGCCAAAGAACUUUUUGUUAAAACUGCUAAAGCACUUAAAGGAGUCGGGGGACUUCGCAGCCGCGCGAGAGGAGGACCCUAUCAGAAGCCACUAGGGAAGCCAGAGAAUCCAGACCCCACCUAUUCAGCCACACCCCCCACAUCCCAUCAAACCACGUCCUCUGAUAACUCUGAGCUGCAGUGGAUGAGCUCGGAGCACAAGAGGAAUGUGGGUAAUGGGGAACGUAAUGAGAAGCCAGAAAAGGUAAAACAGUGGAAACAGACAGAGGAGACAAGAAACGAUGACCACUGUCCUCCAAAGUCACUGCUCCACAUUCAAAACACUUCACCUGAGCCGCGGAUCAUCAAUAAGACCGAGCCGGAGCCGGAACAAGAGCUGAGGAGACUGGAGAAAGAUUUCUACCUGAGCAGUCUUUCCCUGCCUCAUUCUGCUGAGCUACAGGAGCAGCUGCUCUCUUGUCUCUGUAGCGACUGCCCUUCCACUAGAGAAAACUUUGACAAGAAGGAUUCAGGACGUUGGUCAGUUGGCCCUGGCGAUGACCUUAGCUCAGGCGUGUUUUCUUACAAUAGUCAACAAGAUGGCCAGAGCUUCAGCAUGGACUGGCUCGCCCCCACGCAUCAACCUCUGCCCCGCUGCUUUGAUGGGGUGGAUGUUUAUAUCAGGGACUUUGACGGGAAAUGCUUUCAUAUUCGGGAGACGCCCGGGGUGAAAGUAGGCCACGUUGCUAGAGGAAUCAGUGAUCAGAUCUCAGAGAACGUGUUCAGCCUGCAAACAGAGGAUGGUUGCUUGGUGCCCCAUGACAAAGAGGUCCUAGAGAACAGCCUGUUUUUGCGUUGUGUCCCGGCCCCCGACUCCAGCCACUAUCAUCAGUACGGACACAACCCCUGCUGCACGCUCGGCCCCAACUGCAAACUACCAUGGAGCUGGAGGAUCAGAGAGGGGGUGCUGGAGACUAAAUACUGAUCUCUCCAUCCCCAAUCAGUUUCUGUUAAGCACUCUGUUCCAAUCAAAGUACGUUUGCAUUGAAUUUGUAAUCGUGAAUCUCAUCUGUGCUUCUCACCUGUCAAACUUUUGAGCCAUUUGCCAUAGUAUUGGUUUACAUUCUUAGUAUUUUCAAGUUGUUUUAAGUGACUGCAGAUCUUUUGUUGUGCUGUGUUGUGUUGUGAAGAUCAUUGUGGGCCUUCAUGGAGUCAUUUCAUGAUUAAUGGCAAGAUUUUAAAGCCUUUAGCCGAUCAAGUAUAUGCCUUAAACCCUGAGCACUUAUGAAUUAGUUUUCAAUGUCAGUAUGGCUUACCUGUGGGACGUAAAGAUGCACAUCAAAAUAA